This is a messenger RNA of Elaeis guineensis (African oil palm), 2861 nucleotides long. RefSeq names its product glycerophosphodiester phosphodiesterase GDPDL7. NCBI's taxonomy places the organism in Eukaryota, Viridiplantae, Streptophyta, Magnoliopsida, Arecales, Arecaceae. Gene Ontology annotation, biological process: lipid metabolic process. Gene Ontology annotation, molecular function: glycerophosphodiester phosphodiesterase activity. The record is from RefSeq and is a predicted model, not a curated record.
CCAACGCCCCUUUUUUCCUCUCCCUCGCCGGCGAGCCCUCGGAGCCCCUCGCCGCGUGUCGACCACCGCAGCGGCGGCGAUCUUGCCGAUGGACGGCCGCGAUGGAUACUCCGACUCUCCAUCACAAAAGAGAGACCGAAAGACUUCGUCGGGGGAGGUUACGAAACAUACUAUUAAAUGGGGAGCGACCAGGAGAGAUUUCAGCUCCGCCGUUACUCCUAAAAAUACGAAGCAAAAAGGAAUAAAUUCUUAAAAAGGGUGAUCAUAGUUUGCAAGCAACAACCCAACAAGUUAUUGCAUGUAAGGUUUCCUCCCCUCGCCAUAAAUUGACAGGACUGGAGUCGGGAAACCUUCCUUCGGGGUGGAACCCACACAAGCAUUCCUGAGGAUUCCUCGAAGGAAUUGGAGGUAAUGAUGUGGCAUCCGUUUCUGGUUCUCUUGCUGCUGCAUGGAGCUUCUGCAGCUGGGGAUCAGUUGGCGGCACAGCCCGCACCUGGGGACCCUGCGAAUGCAAAGCCAGCAGCUGCGAGACCCCAGGCGGCAAAGUGGAAGACAUUGAGCGGUAAUGCUCCAUUGGUCAUAGCACGUGGUGGCUUUUCAGGGAUCUUUCCUGAGUCUAGCCAGUUCGCAUACCAGUUUGCAUUGGCAAGCAGCUUGAAAGAAACUGUUCUAUUGUGUGAUCUGCAAUUGACCAAAGAUGGGGCUGGUAUUUGCCUUUCAGAUUUGAAGCUUGAUAAUUCAACAACUAUAUCGAGUGUAUUUCCAAAGAGAGACACAACUUACUCUGUGAAUGGACAGUCUCUUAAGGGAUGGUUUUCUGUGGAUUUUACAACGGAUGAGUUAAUCAGCAAUGUCACAACAAUUCAAAAUAUCUUCUCUCGGCCAAGUUUAUUUGAUGGCAACCUGCCAGUAUCCUUGCUUCAGGAGAUCUCAGGGUUUCACCCAUAUCAGUUUUGGUUGAAUGUGCAGUAUGACAUGUUCUAUAAGGAACACAAAUUGGACCCAGCAAAAUUCAUAUUAACAGCAUCAGAAAAAAUGGACUUUGAUUACAUCUCUUCUCCGGAAAUUGGUUUCUUAAAGAGCCUUAAUGGGAAGUUUGGGAAAGCCAAGACAAAGCUCAUCUUCCGGUUUCUAGAUGCUGAUGCAGUCGAACCCUCAACUAAUCAAACAUACAGCUCAAUCUUAAAAAGUCUUACAGCAAUCAAAUCAUUCGCUUCUGGAAUUCUUGUUCCUAAAAGCUAUAUUUGGCCUGUUAAUAAAGAUAAGUAUCUAGAGUCUGCUACUACUCUUGUAACAGAUGCUCACAAUCUAGGACUAGAAGUGCAUGCAUAUAAUUUUGCAAAUGACCAGCCUGCGAGCUACAAUUACAGCUUUGAUCCUACAGCCGAGUACUUGCAGUUUAUUGAUCACUCAGACUUCUCUGUCGAUGGUGUGCUCACAGACUUCCCUUCCACAGCAUCAACAGCUGUAGCUUGCUUGGCACAUAACAAGGAUAAUGCUGCUUCUAACAAAAAGAGACCACUAAUUAUAACACGCAAUGGUGCAAGUGGAGUCUUUGCUGGAUGCACUGAUCUUGCUUAUCAGCAAGCAGUAGAAGAUGGAGCCGACAUAAUUGAUUGUUCUGUCCAGAUGUCAAAAGAUGGAGUGGCCUUCUGCUUGGAUUCAGCAGAUCUAGUGGGAGACACAACAGCAAUGGAUUCUUUCAUGUCACGAUCAGCUUUGGUGCCUGAGAUACAAAAGAACAAUGGAAUCUUUUCAUUCGAUCUCACAUGGAGUGAGAUUGAAAGUUUGAAGCCUUUGCUAGCAAAUCCAUUUUCUAGCACUAAUCUGGUGAGGAAUCCAGCUGCAAAAAAUCAGGGCAAAUUCAUGACACUGGCCAAAUUCUUGGACUUUGCGAAGACCAGCACUGUCUCUGGGAUCCUAAUCAGCAUUGAGAAUGCUCCAUAUCUUGCUUCCAAGAAGGGACUUGACAUAGUUAAUGCAGUCUCCAGUGCCUUGAUAAAUGCCAGCUAUGAUAAACAAACCACUCAGAAGGUUCUCAUCCAGUCUGAUGACACUUCAGUCCUCUCCACGUUCAAGAACAGUUCCAGCUACAAGCGAGUUUUCAAAGUGGGGGAGACAAUAAGUGAUGCUUCAAAAUCAGCUGUGGAUGAGAUCAAGAAAUAUGCAGAUGCAGUUGUUGUCAGCAAAACUUCCCUUAUUGCUAGCUCAAACUCUUUCCUUACUGGUUUUACUGCAGUCAGAGAUAAGAUGCAUGCAGCAAACCUCUCUAUCUAUGUCUUAGGGCUGAGGAACGAGUUUGUAAGUAUACCUUUUGAUUGCUUCUCAGAUCCACUUGUGGAAAUGGCUACUUAUGCUGCAGGGCUUGGAGUUGAUGGGAUAAUAACUGAAUAUCCUGCAACUGUUAGUGCGUACUUCAGGAGCCCAUGCUCUGAUAUGGAAGCCAAUUUGCCAUUCACAAUCUUAGGGGUGGAGCCUGGUUCCCUUCUCAAGGAGGCUCAACCAGAAGUACUUCCUCCAGCCCAAGCCCCUGCCCCUGCUCUUGAUGCUGUUGACAUUGUGGACCCACCACUGCCUCCGGUUGUCAAAAUCUCCGAGACGGCACCGGUUGCAGCACCAGCAAGUUCUCCAACUCAACCAAGUGGUCAACCAGCCAAUGCGGCAAAUGCUGCUCUAUGCCUCCUAACAGUGAUGCUCAGUUUCAUUUAUUUGAGCUAUCAGUGAUAAGGCAGGCCUUUGCAUUGUAUUUUUCUUGUUGUUGCUUAUUUAAUUUAAUUUGUAAUCGUUUUACAAUGUUUUCUGAACAAGCUGGUUCUGUAUCAAAUUGACAGAUUUAUACUAGAUCAGAUCAUUGAAGCAUG